CCGCCCCUUCGCGGUGUAUUCUGGGGAAUGUGGUUUGGUUCACACCCACCCUCUCCACCCCGCUGACGGGCGUCGGUGAUCUCCCGGCUGGCUGAGCCACAAACGAGAAAUUGUAGCCGUGGAAGGAAGCGUCGGUUUAGUUCUGACCCCCAAGGUCUAGGCUUGGGCCCUCGGAGGGUGCGUUCUGGAGAGGCCCAGCUGCUGGCAGGGCUGCUUUUCCUGAACACGGUGCAAACACGUGAAGGUAGUUGGAGUCCCCUAGCAAUGGAUAAAUUCGUCCUCCGAACACCCAGAAUCCAGAAUAGUCCUCAGAAGAAAGCUCCUGGAGGAAAGAUUUACAAGCAGGCCACGAUUGAAUCUCUGAAGAGAGUUGUGGUUAUAGAAGACAUAAAAAGAUGGAAAACUAUGUUGGAGCUUCCUAAUCAAACCAAAGAGAAUCUAGUUGAAGCCUUACAAGAAUUAAAGAAGAAAAUACCCUCCAAGGAAGUGUUAAAAUCAACAAGGAUAGGUCACACUGUGAACAAGAUGCGUCAACACUCAGAUUCAGAAGUGGCUUGUCUUGCCAGAGAAGUUUACACUGAGUGGAGAACUUUCAUUGAAAAACACGUGGAUAGACCUUCUAUAGAAGUCCGAAGUGAUUCCAAAACCGAGACAUUUAGGAAAAACGCCCAGAAAUUACUCUCGGAAGCCUUGGAAUUGGAGAUGGAUCACCUACUGGUUGAAAAUAUUGAACGGGAAACGUUUCAUCUCUGCUCCCGCCUCAUUAAUGGGCCAUACCGGCGGACAGUGAGAGCCCUGGUCUUCACAUUAAAGCAUCGAGCUGAAAUCCGGGCUCAGGUGAAGAACGGCACGCUGCCAGUCGGCACGUUUGUACAGACCCACAAAAAGUGACCUGAGGAUGGUUCCAACCCUGGGCUGGGCAGAAAGGAAAAUGGGCCUUUCUCUGCCAUUCAAAGACUCUUUUGAGUUUGGGCGAUGGCUGAUGCUGGCGGUGCUGAAUUUUCCCAUGGUGCCAUUCCUUCAGACAGAGGAUACAGAGAGCCCCGGGAGACAGACCUGCAGGAAAUGCUUCAUUAGCUGGAGUGCGCUGGCGCUGCCUAACAGGAUGUGCGCUUGCUGUCGCUAGGAAGCGCAGUACGGUUGCCAUCACCCAACACAGUGAAAGGGUGACGGAUUCCACUGUGAAUGUGCCAGGGACACCUCUAAACUUCCCCCGUGUCAGGCAGAUGAAGUUACUACUUUAUUUUGCCACCCUGCAGGUAACUGAAACUCAAUUACCGCAGCUGCUCACUCGGUUCCAUCCCCCUGAGUUUAGAUAGCUCCAGUGCCUCUCAGAACUCCCCUGUCUGUUCUCUUUGCUCUACCCCAGGGGUGAGCCUGCCGGAGCCCGCCAACUACCCCUUCUUCCCAGAACUCACUUAUCUGAACGUUUCAGCUCUCCCUGGAAGACCUUCUGCGUUGGUCUCCAGAGCCCCCAUGCUGAGGCUUCUAAUGAGGAACUGGCCUGAAGCAUCCCCACACCUUGGGGUUUAUUUGAAUAUGUUGGCUCUCUCGGUUUAGGGCUCUGUAGAAGAUACAUAAUGAAAUUGCUCUUGAAAUGAAUUAUUGUAGGAGAAAAAUUAUAUACAUAUGUAUUUUC
Balaenoptera acutorostrata (minke whale) is the source of this 1639-nucleotide messenger RNA. It is a transcript of the gene TCEANC2, whose product is annotated as transcription elongation factor A N-terminal and central domain containing 2. The record is from RefSeq and is a predicted model, not a curated record. Gene Ontology annotation, cellular component: nucleus. Lineage: Eukaryota; Metazoa; Chordata; Mammalia; Artiodactyla; Balaenopteridae. The transcript has 5 exons. Gene Ontology annotation, biological process: DNA-templated transcription. The coding region runs from base 265 to 891 and encodes 208 amino acids.